Messenger RNA from Entamoeba invadens IP1, 174 nucleotides. Its product is annotated as nucleoside transporter, putative. The record is from RefSeq and is a predicted model, not a curated record. The transcript has a single exon. The annotation marks the transcript as partial. NCBI's taxonomy places the organism in Eukaryota, Evosea, Mastigamoebida, Endamoebidae.
AUGGUCAACUUUGGGAACCCUCGUAUGACAUUGGGGGAGAAUAUCUUCACAUGUAUCUGUUUCUUCUUCUAUGGGUUGAACUACUUAGUCUUCUUCAACGGCGUUGUGAAUGUCGGUGACCGACUCUUCGACCAAUUUGACUAUAACUUGGCGUUCAUGUCGACGUACCCGUUG